Molecule: messenger RNA, 5632 nt
Organism: Saprolegnia diclina VS20
Lineage: Eukaryota; Oomycota; Saprolegniomycetes; Saprolegniales; Saprolegniaceae
Exons: 2
Coding region: 31-5586 (1851 amino acids)
Biological process (GO): tRNA methylation
Cellular component (GO): cytosol
Source: RefSeq, a predicted model, not a curated record
UUCAGUUUGCGGCAAGCUGCUCACAACGCCAUGGUGCGCAAGAAGAAGAAGUCGCUGAACACGCUCGUCAAGGCGAAUGGCCUCGCGACCGCCGACGCGCCGCUGCCCGCCGACAUCCGCUCGAUCCUGCUGCCGUCGCCGGUCGCCGUCUCGCUCCAUACCGGUGCCAACGCGACGCUCGACCUCGACCUCGGCGCGCUGACGCACAACCUGCUCCAUGCGCCCGACUCGUACGCGCAGCUCAAGGCGCUGCAGCUCUUCCGCUCGCACCUCAAGCUUGUCGUCGCCGCCGCACCCGCGAUCCGCGAGCUCGACGCCGUCGCCCAAGCCGACCUCUGGUCGUUUGCGUCCACCGCGCUGCGCUUUGCCUUUCGCCUGUACAUUGCCAAGCCGGUGCGGCUCAUGCGCAAGACGAUCCUCCCGAUUCUCGAUGCGCUGCUCUCGUACGAUGCGGCGUUCCCGCACCUCGCGUCGCCGUCGCUCUCGGAUGUCCUCGCGGACGAAGUCGAGUCGUUUCUUCAGGUCGCGACGGCCACCGAUGCGGACGCGACCUCGGAGGCGCUCGACGUCAUCGACCAGCUGCUCGGCCUCGCCGAGUGCCCGCACAUUGCCGAGAUGCUCUGGCUGCUGCACCCGCUCGGGCACCCGGGUCUCGCGUCGCUGCUCGCCUUUUGCGCGACGCAGCUGCGCGUGCUCUCGGCGCCCAUUGCAGCGUACGCCGCGACGACCACGACCGAUGACGACGACGACGUCAUGCAGUCGUCCGAAGUCAUCCACGCGUCGGAGCGUUGCCAAAACCUUCUCAAGACGCUCAUUUUGCUCGCGUCCGUGCAGCAAAAGACCGCCACGCGCGUCGUGCUCUUUUCGACGACGACGGCGAUCGGGUCGCCGCGGUCGCUGCAUGCGACGCUCGAGGCCAUGGUGCAGCAGUGCGUCAUUGUGCUCAACUCGCCCGUCGUCGCCAAGGACCUCCUCACCCAAGUCGGUCUCGUGACUGCGCUUCUCCUCAAGCUGCACUACCACGGCAACGACUUUGCCGGCGACAUGCUCGCAUGGGUGUUUCCGUCGUCGGCCGGCGUCACCGGCUGGCUCCGGUGCCUCGACCUCUCGGCGUUCACGCCUCUCUCGCGCCUCGCCUUGUACCGCGGUCUCUUCAACGCGAUCGACGACGCUGCCUUCCAACGCCCGUUCCGAUCCUCGAACGUCCUGCAAGUGGCAUUUGACACGGUGCUACGCUCGUGCGUCGGUGCGCCGACGCUCAACACGCGUCUGUAUGCCUUCCAGGUGCUCGAGAUGUUCCUGCGGCGUACGAUUGCGCUGGCGCAGCGCACGUCCGCCGAUGUGCUCACACCCGCCUCGGUGCUCAACGUUCUCGACGUCGUCUUGCUCAACUGGGAGCAUCCGUCGAAGCGCAUCAACCAGUUUAUGACGCCAAUGUUCACGCACCUCGUUGCACUCCUCGACCUCAAGGCGUCGGCCGGUUUGGACAAGUGGACAGCGAUCAUUACGCGGGUGCUGGCCCAACCAGAAGAGAGUCGGUCGCGGUACCUGGCAACGACGGUCCUCCUCCCCAAGGUGACGGCAAAGGGUCUUCUCGCGUCGCAUCAAGGCUUCCUUGCGUCCGUGCUCGUGGCCGUCGCCAACAAGGACGUCUCGGCGGCGGCUGCCUGUCUCUUUGUCCAAGUCGUCGACGAUCUCAAGUGCACGACGGAAGAUGCUGCUAUGUGGGCCGGUCUGUGGGUGCCGUACCUUGUGCACGCGCUCUUGUCGAAUGACGCGGGCAGCCGCCUCCGCGUCGCCACGUAUGUGCUCCCAAUCUUGAUCAAAUCAGACGCGGCCAGUGUACCGCCGCUCCUUGCCGCUCUCCGCGCGCAGCCAGCGUCCGACACGCGGCUCUGGUCGAUGCUGGAGCUCGUCAAGUGUGCGCGCAAGUCGGUGGCGUCGCCGCCGACGCUGACGCUCGACGAAGUCCACGUUGGGCUUGUGCACGCCGACGGCGAGAUUCGCAUGGCAGCGUACGACAUGGUGUGUGCAAGCCUCAAGACGACCGCGCUGCCGUCGCCCUCGGACCUGCAGCUCGUCCAGCUGUUCUUCAUCGCCAGCGCCAAGUCGAUUGCGCCGUCGCUUCGCAUGAAGUCGAUCAUUGGCCUGAAAGCAAUGCUGCUCCGGAUCCGCGACGGCAUGCGCAAGAGCUGCCGCCGGGACGCCGCAACAACGGAUGACGUGGCGCACCAGUUUCCGCGCUGGGUCGCGGACCUCGUCGUUGCGUGCGUCUACCCCGGCGCGACGCCGCAGCGAGUGACGAUGGGCCUCGAGAUCCUCCAGCUGUACUUGCAGAUCUUUGACGGCACGCCGUUCUUGUUUCCGGCGGUCACCAAGGCCCUCUUCAACGCGCUCAUUAGCUCGUGGGACAAGGUGCGUGCGCUUGCGUACUCGAUUCUCGAGACGUUUCCGUCGCCGCUGCCCGGCUACGACGACGCGGUGAACCUCCAGUCGCUGUACCGAUGGGCGCUCACGCUCGCGAGCAGCCCGCGCCAGCGCGAGACGGACGCCGGCGCGCUCUUCCUCCGGCUGUUGGCCAAGCAGAGCGCGCUUCUCGUGCAAUUUGGUAUUGUGCCCAAGUCGCAGAUUGUGGGCGCGUCGGUGCAGCAAGCCUUGGUCGACCACCUCGUGAGCAUCCUCGCGUCGCGUCUUGCCGUCGUGCGUGCGAACGCGGACGUGUCGGAGCCGCCACUCAUCCACGGCCUCUUGCUCUCGAUCCGGUUCUUGCUCGACGACGCGCAAGUGACGCUGCCGACGUGGCAGACGACGCUGUCGGCGACAUUCGAGUGCCUCUGGGAAAGCAUGCAACUCGCACUGAGCGUCGUUGGUGACGCGACGUCGGGCAUUGGCGCUGCGUCGCUCGAUGACACGUUUGACGUGGCCAACGAAGUCCUUACGUCCGAGCAGCUGCGCGCAAAAGCCGUCGACUCGCGUGGCCAUGUGGUCCUCGAUGAAGACGACACGGACCCAGACACGGAGCAGCGCGCGGUGGUCGGUAGCUGGCUUGCGGCGCGCGAAGCCGGUGCGGCUAUGGACACGCUCGUGCGGCUGGCGCUGCCGCUGGCGACGGUCACCGACGACGCGCUCCUCACGUCGUUGCACAAGGCCGGCGCGACGUUGCUCAACGCGCUCUUUGAGCUCAAGCAUGGCGGUGCGGUCGCGACUGUCUCGGUGGCAUUCGAAGGCAUUUGCCGAUCGCUGCUGCACCACAGCGAGCGCCACCGCCACCUCGGCACGUGGCCGGCCAAGUGGUGCGACACGCUGCUGUCGCGUCUCGAGCACGCGGAGCAGGCGUUCAUUUUGCGCCGCUCGGCGGGCUUUGCGAGCUCGUUUGUUGCGCUGCUUCGGUCUGAGCCCCGCAACGCGGCUGCGACGAUGCUGCCCAAGGUGCUCAGCGUGCUUCUCCGUCUCGGUGGCCGCGCAAACGCCAUCGACAAGUCGCGUGUCCAUGCGCUCAACAUUCUCAAGCUCCUCGCGCAAGAUGCUGUGCUUGCUGAAGACAUGGCCGCGCACGUGCCGUCGAUGCUCCGCCUCGCGAUCGAUGGCUUUGAGAGCACGUCGUGGGCCGUCCGGAACUCGUCGAUGAUGCUCUUUGCGGCCGCGACCCAGCGCGCGAUCGGCGACAAGCAGGUGGCCGACGGCGCGGCGCCCAACGGUGUCUCGUCGACCGACGUCUUUUCGCGCUGCACGGGCGUCGACACGUUCCUGGCCGACCACGUCGGGGCGAUGACCAACUCGGCGCUAUACCCGCUUCUGCUCUUGAUGAGCCGCCUCCGGCCGGGCGACGGGGCGACCACGAGCGUCCUUCCGCUCUCGACCUUUGUGCCCAUGGUGACGGCGUGCGCGUCACAAUCGCACAUCUUUCACCGACGCAUUGCCGCCCAUGCGCUCGCUGCGAUUGUCCGGACGCAGGACAUUGCCGAUGUGAUUGCAUCGCUCUUGCCGUCGCUAACGCAGUGGAUCCCGCGCCGAACGUCGCACAAUGCGAUGCACGGCACCUUGCUGCAGCUGCUCGCGCUGCUCGACCGUGCGGCCGACGACAAGGCCAAGAAGCUCGUGUCGGCGUCGGCGUUUGCGGCGCUUCUGGCGCCGAUCGUGGAAGCGUGCACGGCGCUGCUGCCCUCUGCGCUCGCGCUCAAGUGCAUGACCAACAAGGGCACGUUCUUGCAGCUCGUCUCCAGUGUGCUGCAGCAUGCGCCGGACGCAAAGCUGACGCAAAGCAUGUGGGAUGCGUGCAUAGUGCUGUACAAGGACGACGUGCCCCGCCACCGGAGCCCGGGCCUCGAUAUCGUCCACCAAGCAGUGGCUGCGUUUGUCGUCAGCUACGUUGUCGCACACCCCGUGCAUGCCGAUGUCGUGCGCGCCGGCCUCCGUAGCUCCGUGUUUGAGCUCCGGCGGUCGACAACGACCGCGUGUGCGGCCCAAGCGACGGCGAUGGCGCCACUGUCUCUUGUCGCAACUCUUGCCGCGCAAGUCGUGGUCGAAACACACCCGCCGACGCUGGGCCGCCAGUUGCAACUGCUGGUGACGCUCGCACCGUCAUCGUUGGAGGUCUGGACGCACGUGUCGCCCGCGCUCCCCACGUUGCUCGAGCUCAGUGUCCACGCGGUCGACGCCACGUCCAAGGCUGCCGCGCUCCAGGUGCUCGCGCUCUUGCAUGCGACGGCGACGGUGUCGGCGCCGCCGGCACUCGCCGAGACGCUCGUGUGUCAAAUUCAAGUGCUCAGCGACGAGCUGCAGCCGCUGGUCGUUCGUCUGGCGGCGGCGCGCAGCUUGCAUCUGAGCAAGCUUUUGGCGCAGCAGUCGAACGCCAACUUGGUCGUCGACGGCUGGCUCGCAGCGCUCGUCUUGCUCCAGGACGACGAAGCCUGUGUGCGUGAGGCCAUCCGCGCGACGGUCGCACCCUUGGUCACGUCGGCGCACGCGGCGCCGUCCGACAUGAUGGUGCUGCCGUAUGCUGUCGCCUACUUGGCCCAAACAUUUGGCCACGUCGGGCGUCUCCAAGAGGCCAUUGCGAGCUACUUGACGACGUACACGGCGCUCUAUCCGCGCCUCGACGAGUGCAUCAGCGCGUCCGACGGCCACGCGUACAACGUACUCUGCGACAAGAUUUUUGAGGCUGAGAGCGGCAACUACUUCAAGGAGCACGAGCUGCUCGUGCAGCUUUUCGCCCAGCACUUUGUGCGCACGGGCAAGGUCCGUCUCCCGACUGUGGUGGCCGAUCUCGAAACGUGUCUGCGUCGCUGGGCGGCCGCGAACGCGCUGCACCAGCAGGCGUGGGUCGGUGGCACGACCUUCUUUCCCGACGUCUUCCCGCUCUUCCAUAACGCGCUCCUUGUCGUCAUUGCCCAAGUGCACGCGAUGAACGAGACGGCGUGUGAGGGGCUGCAAGCACUGGCGCGCAACGUGCUCGGGUCCGAGACGCACAACAUGCACCCGCUCUUGUGCCAAGCGCUCACGGCGUUGGCGACCGGGGAUCCGUCCUUGGCGCCACUGCUCUUCCUGACGCCGUCCUGGGCGAGCAAGCACCAGAUUGUGGCGUAGUUACUGCCGUUUACACGAAAGGAAUACAUGCUUUUUCAUCGCCUUA